Molecule: messenger RNA, 2046 nt
Organism: Hordeum vulgare subsp. vulgare (domesticated barley)
Lineage: Eukaryota; Viridiplantae; Streptophyta; Magnoliopsida; Poales; Poaceae
Exons: 2
Coding region: 126-428 (100 amino acids)
Source: RefSeq, a predicted model, not a curated record
GGGAUCCGCCUCACAUCCCGCCGGAUCUGGGGACGGGCUGGGCUCGCGACGCGGUUCCCAUGAUGGCAACGACAAGGGGUCCGGCGGUGAGGUGUCACUAGUAGUGAGACGGAGACAGCGGGACGAUGGCUCGGAGGUCUUUGUGGCCGGCGAGGUCAGGCCUGGAGCUGCGGCUCCUGCAAGGGGCGGUGCCCCGGCGGCCGCGUUGCAAGGAGGCAUGCUGGAAGCAGCGAGGAGGCGGGUCAAUGCGCCGGCUAGGGCGAUGCGUGCGAGGAAGGCGCGGCUUGAGGGAGCUGGGGGCUUGGGCAGCGCUCGUCGCGCAGAUGCUCACAAGAGCUCAGGCGCGCGAGCUGCAUCAGUGUGAGAUCGACAGAACAGGUGGUGGAUCCAGGCGCUCUAACCCACCUCGGGAUGCCAGUUCCAAGUGACCUUGCUCUUCAGAUGCACUCGAGGGAUCAUAGGCUCCGAAGCACAAUUUCAAGCGACCCACUCACAAGAACAAGACAAACACUGUUGAUUGGGAUGCUAUGCCACAUGCUAAGUUUCAGCUUCUCCGAAAUAUCAACCCCUAUGACAGCGCUAGGGUUCAGUUCCCCGGAGGUAAAAUGUUGUGGUCUAAGCAGCAAGCUCUUAUUUAUGAAGAAGUGAUCAAGACCUAGAAGAAUUUCUAUGUGUCGGUUCAGUGGAUAAACAUGCAACAUCUCAAGAAGGACCCGACAUACUUUCGUGAAGCUGUGGCCAUGGUGGAACAGCUUGAGAUUGCGGAGCUCUUCACAUUUCACAUUGACUUUGAUCCUGAGAUAGUGGCUCGGUUCUUUGUUACUGUCCACUUUCACUCUGAGGAGGAGUGCACUAUGUCUUGGAUGACCAAUGGGGAGAGGUUGUCUGCUACUUGGAAGGAGUUUAUGGACCUUCCGAAUAUCCGUGAUGAGGGGCUUGAGCACCUAGUUGGUUUGCGCCCACACGCUAAGCAAACUGCUACAGCUAAGGAGAAGUUGCUGCCCUUCUUUAUUGAGAAGAUAUCCCCAUCUCGUGAGGUAUCUCACGUGUUGAACCCAUUCCUUGAUGUCAAGCACUGUAUCUUUCGCAACACUCUUUUUCCACGCGUUGACAACGAGGACCAGGUGCAUUCAUACCUGGUGGAUAUGCUUAUGAUGUGUCAAAAAGGGUGGACUCGUUCCUCGGGACCACUUGAUGUAUCUCAUGUCAUGUGGAGUGAGCUUCAGUUGGCAGUCUUCCACCGUAAGGUACCAAUCUAUGGCCCUUAUGUGUUUGACCUGAUCAAGAAGAAGUGGGCGGAGGCCUUCCCAGCUAUUGAGUUCCAUGCUCCCGGGAGGAUUCGCCAUGAGUCUAUUAAGCUGCGACACAAGAGCAAAUGGGCCAACACCACCACUACACCUGUUGUUGCCACUGUGGAUUCUGAUAAGGAUGAGGCCAUUCCAGAGUCACAUGUGACUUCCUCUGCUGAGCCAUCUUGGGCCAAGAGGCUCACGGACCAGAUCAAGACCUUGUUCUGCAUGCAGGAGAAGGGGCAGUACAUGAUUCGUGUUGCUUAAAAGGAGAGUCGUCAGCACAACAAGCUGAUUAUGAGGAAGCUCGACAUGCACAUCUCCAGUGGGUCUGAGCAAGACAUCACUCCUGAGGCUGCUUGGAUGAAAAAGAACAAUCUUUAGUGGGCUGAGUCUAACAAGGAGUCUGAGGAGGAGACAGAAGACAAGACUGAUGAGGAGUAUGUUGAGAAGUCCGACGGCUGAGUCCUCUACAGUUCGAGCUACCACAUGUGUCGUAGGUGUCCUCUCUGCCUUUUUGGUGUCCCGAUGCCAAAGGGGGAGAGAGUGUAGGAUUUGUGAGUUUCCUCAUUUUCUAUGUUCCUUUAUUUGUUGAACUUUCGUUGCUACUUUGAUUGUCUUUGCUUUGUGUGUGAGACCAGGAGUCGUCGUACUUUAUCAUAUGGUGUGAGACAUAUGAUAUCACUCCUCUUUCUUUAUUGUCUCAUUAUUAUCCAGUUUAUUAGUACCUUGUGAGUCUAAUUAUUUUGUGCCCUUA